Molecule: messenger RNA, 762 nt
Organism: Echinococcus granulosus
Lineage: Eukaryota; Metazoa; Platyhelminthes; Cestoda; Cyclophyllidea; Taeniidae
Exons: 1
Coding region: 1-762 (253 amino acids)
Source: RefSeq, a predicted model, not a curated record
AUGAGUAGAACGUAUCCUACAAAAACUCACAAAGGGCGUUACAUUGAAAGGGUAAUGAGGAUUCGAGAAAAAGAACUUCUUGCCACGAAAACCUUGGCAGAGACAUACAUGGAAGACAAAGCACGAGUAUUCGAACUUUUGCGAAAAUUCAAGGAUUGGUUUUCCUCGCACGGCGAGAUGCUUCAAUGCACGAUAAUGCAACUGGAAAAAAGUUUCGAACGCGAAUACGUAUUCGAUAUACUAAACAGUUGUGGGUCACCACUGGGUGACGUCGAGCAUUACGUCCUUUAUGAGAUCAUCACACACUAUGGUGAUAGAACUUUCUCAUUCACCAAUAUCUUAGAUUUAAUGGAAAGCAUAAAAUACGGUCGAGUUCAAACCGUUGAUCUGAACAUUGGUCUCAUAGAAUCUAAUUCUGUCGCUGUCUUUAUCUCUGCUAUAAACGGAUCUAUUCCAUACAAUCCGCUAAAUAUGCAUUUGAUGAUGGACAAUGAAACAACAGUCCGACAGCUUAUUCGGUACGUAAAAUCUGAAUUCAAUUGGCCCUCAAGAGAAAUUCAGAUCUAUCAAGCAGCUGAUUGUGAUCAGGCGCUGGAGGAGAAUGUGAAGCUGAAAGACCUCAAAGUAGAGAAAAAUGAGGAAAUAUCAGAAGGUAUUGAGUUAUUUGUGGACUAUUCGAUGGGUUAUAUCGAUAAUCCCUUAAUUUUAAGCGACCAUUAUUUCGAAGACAGGACUGUAGACAAAGCACUCGAGGGUUCAUAA